Trypanosoma grayi is the source of this 2061-nucleotide messenger RNA. Its product is annotated as N(2), N(2)-dimethylguanosine tRNA methyltransferase. The coding region runs from base 1 to 2061 and encodes 686 amino acids. The record is from RefSeq and is a predicted model, not a curated record. Gene Ontology annotation, molecular function: RNA binding. NCBI's taxonomy places the organism in Eukaryota, Euglenozoa, Kinetoplastea, Trypanosomatida, Trypanosomatidae. Gene Ontology annotation, biological process: tRNA N2-guanine methylation. Gene Ontology annotation, cellular component: nucleus. The transcript has a single exon.
AUGUCUGCGGAUGCCACCACCGGCAUACGCUCCGGACUGUUCGGCACGGAGGGAUUAGCGCAAGGGCCGCCUUCUGGCUUCGAGAAGAUAACGGAGGGAACUGCCGCCGUCCUGUUCCCGCCAGCCGCUUUCAAGGGCGCCUGCGUGAAGGAACAGCGGCAGCAGCAGCUGUAUGACGCGGAGGAGGACGAUGGUCAAGCCGUCUUCUACAAUCCAGCGCAAGUGGUCAAUCGGGACUUGAGUGUGUGCGCGCUGGCGUGUUUCGCGCGCCUUCGCCGUGACGAGCCGUGUCGAAAGGGCGGUACGCGUCAAGGCAUCACAAUUCUUGAGGCGCUGAGUGCCACGGGGUUGCGUGCCAUACGCUAUUACAAGGAAGUCCCUGGCAUUCGCUACAUUAUCGCUAAUGACCUUGACGUGGAUGCCGUCGCGUGUAUCCGUCGCAACUGCGAGUUCAACGCGGUGCCGUGCGUCAAGCCGACGAUGGCGGAGAACUUCCCGUCGGCGCAAAUUCGCGUGGAUGAGGCCACGGGGGCCAUUCUGAGUGGCGGCGCGGUGGUGCCGAACUUGGACGACGCGAAUGAUUUGAUGUUCCGCCUCGCUACAAACCCUGCCGUGUAUUCGGGACGGCGUAUCUGCGUUGCGGCAAACAGCUGUAGCAACAACGAAAACAGCAACCCAGACAUUGAACCGUUGCUGCAACAAGAGCUGAUGGAUGUUGUGGACCUUGACCCAUACGGCUCCGCCUCCCCAUUCCUGGACGCAGCGAUGCGGUGUAUUAAGGAGGGCGGGCUGAUGCUCGUGACGAGCACUGACAGCGCCAUUCUGUGCGGCAACUACCCCGACACGUGUCACGCCAAAUAUAACACGGUGCCAACGAAAAACGCCGCGUGUCACGAAAUGGCUGUGCGGAUUCUCCUCGCCUCUAUGGAGCGUGUGGCGAACAAACACCGCAAAUAUAUUGUGCCGCUGCUUUCCUUGCACAUUGACUUCUACGUUCGGUGUUUUGUUCGCGUCUACACGCAGCCGGCGGAGGUGAAGCUGAGCCCCUGCAAGCUGGGGUAUCUUCUUCAGUGCAGUAACUGUCCUGGGUACUGGGUCCGUCCCAUGGCUGUUGCACGCAUGCGUGGGAAGAAACGUGGAAGGGCAGAGGGUCCAAUGCCCAAUACCGCUACCACCACAACACCCACAACCGUCAGCAGCAACAGCAACAACAAUAAUAACAAGAAUGAUACGAACGAAAUGGAUGAAACGAAGGCAGCAUGUAAAGCUGAUGCUUUGGGGCGGGAGCGUUUCCCAGUGGCCCCCUCACGGCAGGAUAACCCAAAGGUAACGUGCUGCAGCCUGCAGCAGAUGCUAUCGGCUGUAGACGCGCGGUGUUGCAGUGUUUGUGGGGCCUUCGUGACGCUGUCUGGGCCCAUCUAUGCGGCGCCGACACAAAAUGUGCCGUUCCUCACACACCUGCUUCAGGAGAUCGAGCAGCGUGGCGCAGCAAAGCAGAUCACGGCAGAGGCACGUGUGACCGGCCUGGUACGCGUGGCGAUGGAAGAACUCCCAGACACUCCGCUCUUCUUCCAGCUUCCCGACAUCGCCUCCUUCGUGCGAGUGCGUUGCCCACCCACCCCAUUCUUCGUUGGGGCGCUGGGGCGAUUGGGAUACCGCUGCAGCCAGGUACACUGUGCCCCGUCGGGCAUCAAGACCGACUGCCCACCGGAUGUUCUCACCAGUGUGAUGCUACAAUGGAAGCAGGAGCAGAAGANACAAGACGCAAAGGAGAGUGGCAGCAACGAUGCAGAGAAUGCGGCACCCGGGAAAAAUGCUACUAAUGAUGAUAUUGCUACUACUGGGGAGGGCGGUGACGGUGAGAAAUUAAAGAAGGAGAGGCGGGGAGGUGUUGCGCGUGCACCGUUGGUGUCCGCAUUGGCGGAGGCGGACUUUACGUACGACAGAAAGUACGACUUCCGCGGUGCUGUGACGGGCGUGGCGAAGUUCAUCCCAAAUGCCCCCAACUGGGGACCCAAACGGCGGCACCAAGGCGCCUCACAUGACGACGCACAACCGUAA